CUGCAGCAAGCAGCACACACUUCCGUGUUGUCUGUCACCGUAAAGCAGGAAGCACUGUAGUAAUGUGUAGGAGGUUAUCUGGCCAGCUUGCUGUUUAACGUUACCUACAGGUGAAGUGAGAGAGCCGGAGAAGCUACAUGGAGGCUAACUAACGCAGGACCAAUCGGUGCUCGGCAAAACAGAGGAACUGCGGUACAUUAGCACCAGGAUGCCAGCCGGAGUGUGUGGCUGCUGCGGGCCGCUCAGGCCGAGGUACAAACGCCUGGUGGACAAUAUCUUCCCUGAGGACCCCAAAGAUGGCCUCAGUAAAUCGGACAUGGAGAAGCUGACCUUCUACGCCGUGUCGGCGCCAGAGAAACUGGACAGGAUCGGAGCUUACCUGGCCGAGAGGCUGAGCCGAGACGUGGUGCGACACCGCUACGGGAAUGUGGUGAUAGCCAUGGAGGCUCUGGACCAGCUGCUGAUGGCCUGUCACUCCCAGAGCAUCAAACCCUUCGUGGAGAGUUUCCUGCAAAUGGUGGCCAAGCUGCUGGAGUCCAGAGAGCCGGACCUGCAGGUCCUGGGGACCAACUCGUUUGUGAAGUUUGCCAACAUUGAGGAGGACACGCCAUCUUACCAUCGCCGCUACGACUUCUUCGUGUCCCAGUUCAGCGCCAUGUGCCACUCUACUCAUGAAGAUACUGAGACCAGGACCAGGAUCCGUGUGGCUGGGAUCAAGGGUCUGCAGGGCGUGGUGAGGAAGACGGUGAAUGAUGAGCUGCAGGCCAUCAUCUGGGAGCCUCAGCACAUGGACAAACUGAUCCCGUCCAUGCUGUUCAACAUGCAGGACAGCGAAGACCUGGACAGGGCGGGGCACCCCAGCACGCCUUCAGGGUCAGUGAGUCAGGACGGCGAGGAAAACCCGGCGGCGUUGGCGGAGAGCUGCUUCCGGGAGCUGCUGGGCCGGGCCGCCUACGGCAACAUGAACAACGCCGUCCGGCCCGUGCUGGUUCACCUGGACAACCACCACCUGUGGGACCCCAAUGAGUUUGCCGUUUCCUGCUUCAGAAUCAUCAUGUACUCCAUCCAGGCUCAGCACUCCCACCACGUCAUCCAACAGGUUCUGAAUCACCUGGACACCCACAACAAGAACACGCCGCGGGCCCGCGCCGGCAUCGUCCAGGUCCUCCUGGAGACGGUGGCCAUCGCCGCCAAAGGCUCAGUGGGAAUGAUUCCCGAGACCAAAAGAAGUGAUGGGUUCACCUUUGAAAGUGAAAACACGACUCCUCCCCGUCUGUGGCUCGGGCCCACAGUGCUGGAGGUGUUCAACACUCUGCUCAAACACCUGAGGAUGAGCGUGGACUUUGAGCUGGGCGAGAGCUCGAGGAGAAACUCCAGCACCAGCGUCUCGUCCGGCCGCGGCAAAGAGAGCGAAGAGAGAAUCGUCCAGAACGCCAUCAUCCAGACCAUUGGCUUUUUCGGUGGAAACCUGCCAGACUACCAGCGAGCUGAAGUCAUGAUGUUCAUCAUGGGCAAAGUGCCGGUGUACGGGACACCCUGCCACACCUUGGACACCGUCAAGAUCGGGCAUCAGGGUACCAAGCGGAUCCAGACCAUGCUGCUCAGCUCCCUCAUCAUGGUAACCUCUGGCUUUAAGUCCAAGUCCAUGGCCGCUGCGUUGCCGUCCCCGUUCCUGGAUCCGCUCUUCUCCAUCUCUCUGAUGGAGGACAGCGAGCUGAGGCAGCUGGUGUUCGAAAUCCUGCACAACAUCAUCGACCGCCAUGACAACCGCGCCAAGUUACGCGGCAUCAGAAUCAUCCCUAAUGUUGCAGCAUUGAAGAUUAAAAGAGAGAAGAUUUCCAAGCAAGACGUUGCAUUCAUGAAGAAGCAUGGCCAGCAGCUCUACCGCCACAUCUACCUGGGCUGUAAAGAGGAGGAUAACGUCCAUAAAAACUUUGAGCUGCUCUUCACCACGCUGGCCAUUCUGACCAUCGAGCUGGCCAACGAGGAAGUGGUCAUCGACCUCAUCCGGCUCUCCAUCGCUCUGCAGGACAUGGCUCUGGCUAACGAGGAGAGCAUGCCGAUGUUCAUCCGCUGUGGCAUCAUGGCGUUGGUGGCGGCGUACCUCAACUUCCUGAGCCAGAUGAUCGCAAACCCUCCCUUCUGCCAGCACGUCAGCAAGGUUAUUGAGCUGAGGAGCAUGGAUGCUCAGCACCUCCUCCCAGAACACAUCUUCAGAGACAAGUGUCCAAUCCCUGAAUCUCUGGACAAGGAGGACCGACUGCUGUACUUCCAGACAGCCGACAUGGCCGAGUGUCUGGCAGGACCGGGAUACAACGCAGAGAGACUCUCCAUUCCCUACAUCCCGCAGGUCACAGAUGAAGAUCGUCUGACCAGGAGGAAGAGUUUCGUAGACACAAUCUCCCUUCAAGUGGACAUCGUGUCCAACAGCCUUCCAGACAAGUCCCAGCUGGCGGAGGAGAUCACGUUCGAGACCCUGAAGAAAGCCAUCGAUACCACGGGUCUGGAGGAGCAGGAGAGGGAGAAGAGGCGUCAGGUGAUGGAGAAGUUCCAGAAAGCUCCGUUUGAGGAGAUAGCUGCCCACUGCGAGUCCAAGGCCAACAUGUUGCACGACCGGCUGGCGCAAAUCUUUGAACUUACAAUAAGGCCUCCACCCAGCCCGUCCGGAGUGGUUUCCAUCUCAUCGGGACACACUCAGCACCAGUCGGUCCCCGUCUACGAGAUGAAGUUUCCAGACCUGUGUGUCUACUGAUAACUCUGCAGCAAUAACAUCUCUCACACACACGCACACACGCACACCUUCACAAAAGAAAUGACGAGAGAAUUAACUACACAAUUUACACAAGUUUCCUCUACUCAGACCAGCACAAGGGUGUCACGCAAAAUGCAGCAAAACAGCCAUUUUCAAUUUGAUAUAAAGCCGAGUUUGCCUAUGCAAAAAAAAAGCUAAACUUCCUUAAUCUCGUCUCUUCUAUCUUUAAAUCCAACUCAGUUUGAUAUUUCGUUUGCGAGCCUAAAAUGUCAAAACGUUACUUCUGAAUCCUCUAAAAACCUCUCGUUCUGCUCUUUAUUAAAUACUUGGAUCCAUUAUUACGCCUAAAGCAGACCGGCGUUAAACCCUCCAGCUCUACAUAAACUGAUUUGCUGCAUUUUGUUGCCUGACUCUCAUCCCUGAAACUAAACGAAAACCUAUGAGUCAAGAACAAAAGAAAAGAACAGCUUCCGCUCUUGAGAUUUCAGUGUCUAGACGCUUAAUCGGAUGUUGCUUCACACCUUGUACAGUACAUACACCGUAGUCUACAAUUACACUCUCCUACGAACGGCUGAAACCAGUUUCAAUCUUAAAACUUGAGUCUGGUUUUAGGUGUGACGCUCUUAUAUUCAGAGCCAGCUUCUGCCUCUUCAGUAUGUGUUCUCAUGUUGAUAAGUAGGCGUCACAAAUAGGUGAAAACGUACAAUAUAUAUUCGUUGUCAUAGGAAAAUAACUUCACCGGUGGUAGAAGGUAGAUUAGUUUUAGGCUCACCACUGUUCAGGCUACUCAGUCUUUGCUAUUUAAAGGAAUACAAGCAUGAGAACUACCAGCUGAGUUGUCAGAGAUAAAAGAAAAGCAAUAAACUGCUUGGCAGAGACUCUCCAAAGAGACAAGCUAAAGGGUGUUUAGUUUUCAACGCUGCUCGGUAGAAAUGGCUCGCUCACGCUUGCCGAUUUUGGGUUGGCUUCGGAUGUGGUGCGUUCCAGAGCUCCUGAAAGUGUCAAAUAUUCAGACUUUGAUGUUGGAGAGCUUCAGCGUAACUGUGUGAAACCUUUGCGAAUCAGACCAAAGUAGCUUUUUGAAAUUCCUUUUUUCAUCAUUGAGUAACGUUAUCUCUGUCAAAAUAACCUGUCUGGUAAAUGGUUCAUCUUUGGUUUAAAUAUGUUAUACUUACAGUAAACCUGUAAGGUUGUGUUCGCACUUGGCGUCUUUUUUUAAGCUGCCAGCGUCUGUUUUACAUUAUAAUCCUAGUGUGGAGUAAACCGUGUUUUCAGUAAAGUCCUGAGAGCUUUUUUAAACGCCGCCGCCGACUUCUUUUCUGCAGCUCGGAUCAAAUUUUUAAAGUUGAAAAAAGUUCAACUUUUCUGAAAAGAAAAAAAAAAAAGCCCUACGUCAAGCGCUUUUUUGAGUAGCCAGACCUGUUGUAAAAAUGUAAUUGAUUUGAAUUGAGCCGGAGCACAGCGAGUUAUAUGAUAUGAGUGGUGCUCCCUGUGCAGGGAACUAACUUUGUUGUAUCUAACGUUAGCACCUCUCUCUCUUUCUGUUCUUUCUCUAGCUCGCUCCACCACUUUGUUUAAUCUAACGUUAGCAUUAGCACCACUCCACAUAGCGCUCUAGUAUACUGUAGCAGACGCUAAUUUUUGUUCUCUUUUGGAUCCAAAAUGCUGCCAGCUUUUUUAUUUUAUUUUACUACAAAGCGCCCUGGUCAAUUUUUACUUGUCAAAAAAGACGCCGAGAGCGAACAUAGCCUUAGGAAGUAUGAUUUGACAGAGAAAAUCUCACUCAGUUUAUUUAUCAGCGUGUUCAACAUUUUCCAUUCCUCGCUCUCUUCUAUAUUGGUUUACAGUCUCAGAAACCCAAACCUGAUAUUGUCUCAGUGUAAUGUGCAGGAUCACAAAAGGAAAACUGUAGAUAAUCUCCAUCACCAGCCUGAGUGUAAACAUAACCCUAGUUAUAUCAGCCGAUGUCUUCAUGUUGUUUUUAAACUGAUUUGGAAUAAAACCUUUAAAGACCUUUUAGGGAUAAAAUGUGACUGGAUCGUUCACACGUCUUUAGUCGUGAACAUACACAAUGAGCUCUUAAGGGAUGUAAAUAUAUUACAUUCUUAUGUCGAGACUUUUUCCGUACCUGUACUCUUAGCUCAACACAUUUCAGCACUUAUUUACUUGCGUUUAACUCUUAGUUGUCCACUUUGUUUCAAUUCAGCCCGACAUUGUGUUCAUGUUAGCCGAUGUCUUGUUAGGGGGAAGCUAGUGACGUUUCUGUCCCACUGACAUACGUUUUAGCCAACAUAGAAUUAGCCGCAGCAGUUUUUCACAAGAAUAAAAUAAAGAAAUAUAUGAUUUAAAGAAUUCCUAUUACUGUAAGUCAACUCACAAAAACCUCAGUCCAUUUCAAUCGCACUUGCUGUCGUUUUUCUGAAGCUGUUUUCCCCGGAUUGAGUUAGGCAGCUAGCUAGCUAGGUAGGAAGAUGACGUCCCCCUACAGUACGUAACCCCACAAACAAAGCUCUGAUUACAGAAAUAGCAAAACAGAAAUAAGCAUCAGUGGGCGCCACGCCCAAGCCCAGAGAUGUGGCCGGCGAUUCAGAGGUCUAAAACCAGGCUAAAUAGUGCGUUCCAUUUGUACUCCGAAGUCAGGCUCUGGUCUUGAUCUCCCCCCUAGUGGAUACACUUUGAAGUACGCACAAAGUCAGCCAAGUAUGUGAAAAAUACUGCUUGUAAAUGUAGUAUAUGCCUUGUUAAAACUGAGCACUUCCGUGUAGUAUUACCUGGGGACAUCUAGUAAAUUGUAAUAAUUCCAGAGGUUGUCUGUGAUCUUAAUCCUGUGCACCUGUAAUUUGUCAUGUCGAAAUUCCACCGCAAAUUGCAGACGGUCGCCAAACACAGAGGCUGUGUGAUAAUAUCAGUCCCUUUCAAAUCAGCUUCUCUGUGAUUCGGGGUCGUGUUGGCUGCAUUGGCAAUCAUAAAAGAAAGUUUUUACAUCACAUGUGGGGGAUUAUGUCAGUAAAUUCAAGUAAAAUACAGACUUCACUGAUUCGGUGCAAAUGUGAAACGCAGAUGUGGGGCGGUGAUUUUUUUAAAUCUCUGUCCCCUGGUAAUACCUGUGCAAAUGGGGCUUCACUUUGUGAUUUGAAUCAACAUGUAAUUGCAGCUGUGUGGCUGAAGAAGUCCUUUCUGUGGGAUUAGAUUUCAUAGGGCAGGAUGACUUUGUUCUCUACUCUCUGUGCACAGUUGAUACGUUGCCUAUUUGCGUCUCCAUUUCGAACCCCGCAGCUUUUUAGCUCCACACAGCUUUGUUGGCAGCUUCUAAAAGACAAAGACAGAAGUCGUUCCGCUCCUGUUCCAUAAUUUCAAAAUGCCUAAAUCAAAAAAAAAAUUAUCCCAGAUGUUAUCAGAGCAGGCGUCCUGCCGCGUGGAGUUUCGGAUACAAAGCAGUGACAUUUUGGGAUGAUUUAAUCAUCUGUGCUUUUUCAACACUUACCACAGGGCCGUGUUUUGUUUUGCGAGAGCGGGAUAGGAGGCAGUUUUUUUUCGGGAACGAGAUGCUUCUUAUCUGCUGGAGCUGCAGCUGUGAUCUGUUUAUAACAGAUGGUUAUCGGUGUCUCCUCUGAUCUGAGCUCAGUGGCGGAAGAAAAACCCUCUAGUUGGGAAACUUGCCGCCAUCAUUUUGUACGAGCAGCUGUGCAGAGCACAUCUUCACCGGACGCUUUAUUCCAGGUCAAAGGUCAGCGUUUCCUUUCACUCAGAGAUGAUUGACUGGUUUGGGAGUAGUCCUCUGGUUUAUUGGCAUUUCUUUAAACCAAUCACAGUCGUCUUGAGCGGUGCUAAGCACCGGACGGAGCCACGGUGCCUCUGCUAAAUAGUCUCGGGA
Perca fluviatilis (European perch) is the source of this 6626-nucleotide messenger RNA. RefSeq names its product EFR3 homolog A (S. cerevisiae) (gene efr3a). The record is from RefSeq and is a predicted model, not a curated record. Gene Ontology annotation, cellular component: plasma membrane. The transcript has 25 exons. Gene Ontology annotation, biological process: protein localization to plasma membrane. Bases 209 to 2752 code for a protein of 847 amino acids. Lineage: Eukaryota; Metazoa; Chordata; Actinopteri; Perciformes; Percidae.